Funneliformis caledonium is the source of this 519-nucleotide messenger RNA. The record is from the annotation of a GenBank genome assembly. NCBI's taxonomy places the organism in Eukaryota, Fungi, Glomeromycota, Glomeromycetes, Glomerales, Glomeraceae.
CCAUCACAAGGAUAUAAUAGAAUUAAUUAUGAUCCAGAAAAUUUACCAAUGCGUUCUCAUACUAGCCAUCUUCAAGAUAUUGAAGCAAUGGAAAAUAAAGGACUUAGGAAUAAAAUACAACAUGAACGAGAAUGUGCUUUUAGUUUUUCAGCAACUAAAGAAGAAUUACAUUCACUAUUUCAAGAGUACAAUAUGACAAAAGCGGAGGUUCGAAAGGUUAAGCAAUACUAUGCAACUGCAUUAGAUUUGACAAUGAAUGAUGUAAGCUUAAUUACUGAAUAUAUUCAAAAAUAUGGAAAAUUGCGAACUAAAUCUAGUGUGUUAAUUGGAUCAAAACUUGCUAAUCGCGGAGGAGAUGUAGCUCGAAAUAACUAUUCAAUUGCUCUUCUAGUUGACAAAAAUGCACAUUUAUCAAGAGCGCCUGUUGAUUUUGAAGAGCAUGAGUUUUAUAGUCAAAUUUUAUACUAUUUUGUAUAUGAAUAUAAUAAUGAGUUAUCAAUGCUUGCCUUUGUACAGUAG